This is a messenger RNA of Ilex paraguariensis (yerba mate), 1151 nucleotides long. The record is from the annotation of a GenBank genome assembly. NCBI's taxonomy places the organism in Eukaryota, Viridiplantae, Streptophyta, Magnoliopsida, Aquifoliales, Aquifoliaceae.
AGGUUUUCAGGUUUGCCAUUCUUUGGGAGGAGGAACUGGUUCUGGAAUGGGAACCCUUCUGAUCUCCAAAAUCAGAGAGGAAUACCCAGAUCGAAUGAUGCUCACUUUCUCCGUCUUCCCAUCUCCAAAGGUCUCUGAUACCGUCGUUGAGCCGUACAAUGCAACUUUAUCAGUCCAUCAACUGGUUGAAAACGCAGACGAGUGCAUGGUUCUUGAUAAUGAAGCCCUCUAUGACAUUUGCUUCCGAACCCUUAAGCUCACAACCCCAAGCUUUGGUGAUUUGAACCAUUUGAUAUCUGCCACAAUGUCCGGGGUCACAUGCUGUUUACGAUUCCCUGGACAGCUAAACUCUGACCUCAGAAAACUUGCUGUUAACCUCAUCCCCUUCCCUAGGCUACACUUCUUCAUGGUGGGUUUUGCGCCUUUAACAUCCCGCGGUUCCCAGCAGUACAGAUCUCUGACUGUGCCGGAACUUACCCAGCAAAUGUGGGAUGCCAAAAACAUGAUGUGUGCUGCUGAUCCGCGUCAUGGACGGUACUUGACAGCCUCAGCCGUGUUUCGUGGCAAGAUGAGCACGAAAGAAGUUGACGAGCAAAUGAUCAAUGUACAGAACAAGAACUCCUCCUACUUUGUCGAAUGGAUUCCAAACAACAUGAAAUCUACUGUUUGUGAUAUUCCACCAACUGGGUUGAAAAUGGCAUCCACUUUCAUUGGUAAUUCGACGUCUAUUCAGGAGAUGUUUAGGCGUGUGAGUGAACAGUUUACAGCAAUGUUCAGGAGAAAGGCUUUCUUGCAUUGGUACACGGGUGAGGGAAUGGAUGAGAUGGAGUUCACUGAGGCAGAGAGCAACAUGAAUGACUUGGUUUCAGAGUAUCAACAGUACCAGGAUGCUACUGCUGAUGAGGAAUAUGAGGAUGAGGAGGAAGAAAUUCAGGAUUAUGAUGAAUAAACAAUGUUGAAUGUAUGUGGUCUUGUGUGAUCAUUGCUGAACUGGGGGUGGUUUUGGGUGAUCAAUGUAGCAUGCCGCAACUUUUGGUUGUCUGUCUCUGGCAGGUGAAUGUGGGUACUCCUAAUAGCUUAAGGCAUAUUACUGCUGUCGUCAUUCGUUUUCUGAAAUACAUUUGUCUGAAGUUUAAUUUCAAAUUUCUUUA